Iphiclides podalirius (scarce swallowtail) is the source of this 249-nucleotide messenger RNA. NCBI's taxonomy places the organism in Eukaryota, Metazoa, Arthropoda, Insecta, Lepidoptera, Papilionidae. The record is from the annotation of a GenBank genome assembly.
AUGCUCGCGGUUUUGUACGUGGUCGUUGUGGUGGUUCUACUGGCUUUCAUGGUGGGUAUCUACCAGAAGAACACUAACGCCAUGUGCAAGUCGAAAAGAAAGCUCGACGGCAAAACUGCGGUCAUAACAGGUGGAACCGCCGGCAUGGAUCUGAGGAUUGCGAUUGACUUUGCUGACAGAGGCGCUCGAGUUAUUGUCGCCUGUCCAUAUCCUGAAGAAGGCGUCGCCGCUAUAAAAACGCUCGGGAGC